Molecule: messenger RNA, 8088 nt
Organism: Ictalurus punctatus (channel catfish)
Lineage: Eukaryota; Metazoa; Chordata; Actinopteri; Siluriformes; Ictaluridae
Gene: kcnh6b
Product: potassium voltage-gated channel, subfamily H (eag-related), member 6b
Exons: 10
Coding region: 3346-6141 (931 amino acids)
Biological process (GO): potassium ion transmembrane transport; regulation of heart rate by cardiac conduction; regulation of ventricular cardiac muscle cell membrane repolarization
Cellular component (GO): membrane
Molecular function (GO): inward rectifier potassium channel activity
Source: RefSeq, a predicted model, not a curated record
AAUAAAUUACAGCAUCAACAAAUGGAAAUGUAAAUAAACAUCUUCCCAAAUGGUGUCUUAAGAUCCAUGUAACCUUCGUUUUUAUUCACAUCUAUCACUGAUUUAAAAAAAAAAAAAGAAGUCUUUUUUUUUUUAUUAGCCAUACUUUUACUAGCACAUUACUUUUACUUUUCUACUUUAAUUUAUAAAUAUUUUAACUAUUACACUAUAUAUCAAAUUUAUGUAAAAAUUCCAAAAGGUUUCCAAAUAGUAGAAAACAUACCAUUCCAUUAUUUCAUUAUAUCAUUCAAAAAAAAAGAAUAAUAAUGGCAUAUAUUUCAUGAACAGCAUCUUUUGGAAAAUAUUUUUGCCUUCACUUCCUGCAGGCUAGAUUGUUUUAAUAAACCGUCUUAACCACUUUCUCCAAAAAGAUUAUUAGACAGCUGAUGCCCAUUGAACUGCUGCUACAAGAAUACUAACCAGGAACAACAGAAAUGCCCCAAUUCCCAGAUCCUUCCACUACAGGAUCAAAUUUAGUGUCACUACUUAUAUUUUUUAUGAGCUAAGGGACUUACUGACAUGCUGGAAGUAGGCUAGAAGGCCUGACCAAAAUAUGGUGAAGCACUUUCAGCCACUACAUUACCCACAGCUGGAAACAGUUUUUUCAGCUGUUCCCAUACUUUGUUACCAAACUGGUCCUAACUUCCUCUUACCAUGUGACUACGCAGGUUUGGUGUGCUGAGCUCUCCUGCUAACCCUGACCAGAUGAAGUGCGGAGUUGCCAACCGCUUCCCACCUUUCUCCCUCAGGUUUAGCCGUCCCAGGCGUUCCAUCUCCAGGAGUUCGCCCUCAAACAUCGAGCUCGUCACCAUCCCUAAGGUGAACGAACACAAACAGAACAUCACCGAGAAGGUCACCCAAGUAGAUCAAUGAGAUACGUGUGAGCUAGGGGUAUUUGUAUAGUGCCACUAUUUGUGUCGGAUUUGUAUCUGUGAUCUCUCCAAAUUUAAACCCAAAGUGAUAGUAGGUGUUGGGAAUGGUUUGAUUGGUCUGGCUAGACAGGUGGUGUUGAGAAUCCAGGAGAAGCCCUCUGUGAUGUACACAACAACAACUUGGAGCUUUUGACUCUCUCCACAGCAUACUUAUAACAUAAGUGAUAUGCAGUAGCGAGUGAUCACCACAGGUCUUCCUGAAGUCAAUAAUUAUCUCAUGUUUUGUCAAAAUUGAGAGAUGGUGUCUUGCAGGAUCCCAGUCCUGAUGCACACCUCUAGUCUCAACUCCGUGAACCAUAAGCUUUUUCUCUUUUUUAAUUUGUGUCUGUUUAGAACACAUUAUCUGUUUGAUCAAAAUAAUGUAUUCUCUUUUUUUGGUUACAUCCCUAAUGUGGGUCCAAAUGUUCAUGUAAGUAUGUUGCGCUAGAUGUUCAUCAAGGAAUCAAUUGCUGCCCGUUUGGUUUGACAGAAUGCAUAGGGACAGGAGUGUGGUGAACAUCCACUAGUGGAAAGAUCGUUAGAACAGAGAUUUCGCCACAGAGAGGGAUUGCAAUCAAAUCAAUCCCUAAUGUCAGCUGAAGUCCACUCCCUUUGUUUUGUUUUUUUCUCCUAGUGAUGAAGCACAAUGUGCAACCUCUGAAACUUGCAUUUACACCUUCUGUGGGAGAUCAUUUUCAUCCAGUCCACACUACUUUAACCACAACCUUUUGGACAUAAAUACCACCUCUUCUUGUCAAAUUUGGAACUGUUCAUCUUUCCACAUCCCUGGUCUCUUUCAUUUGACCCUGCACUCUAAUAGUCCAAUUUGCGGCAGUUUGUAGGUCAGGGCAAUUUCAUUCAUCAGAGCAAACCCAGAUGGAAAACAAUAGAAAACACCAAGAAAUCAUUAAGAGGGGAUAAUGAUUCCUUGUAAAUCCAUAUUGUUUAAAAGGGUAGUGUUUUCACUCAUGCACAAACAGGAAGGAAUGGGAGUGUGAUGGUAAAGAACGGAAGAAAACCCUCUCAGGCGUGGAUGGAUGAACAGAAGCAUAGACUCAGGUCUGAGUAUGCAUGUGACCAGAUUCUAUUUGGCCCUUUAACAUUCAGACAGUAUUUUAGGUAUUUUCCUUCAUAUUUUCUGAACUCAACUUCUGAAUUCAGGAUCUGGCUCAGAAUAUCUGGCAACAAAUUGACAGCUGCAAGACUUGGUCUGGUGUUACACAGCUAAGCCUUUUUUUUUGUAGAAAGGCAUUUUAUGAUUGACUUUGACAAUGUCAAUCACAAACCUCUCCUGUCCAUUCUCAAGACUCUUGGAAUUAGUGAUAGUGGUGUUUUGCUUCUUACUUGGAGGGAUGAUCAUAUCAAGUGACUUGGAGGGGAUCCACAUGUGCUUCAUGUAGACUCUCCACUGGUGUCCCACAAAGCUCAGUGCUGGGUCCACAUGUUUUUCGUGUUUUCUGACACCCUACUCAUGCUCUCCUUUUCUCCUUCAGACACUCAUGUUUCAGUACAGAUCUCAUCAUGGCUGGCAGACAUUUUGUCAUGGAUGGCAGCUCAUCAGCUGAAACUAAAUCCUAGCAAGACUAAGCCUAGAGAUGCAUGCAACCUUAGCAUACAGUAGUUGGACCCUAAGGUGGACAACCAACUAUCCUUCUCAGUUCACAUUACUAACAUUACUCUGUCAUGCAAGUUUCUCCUUUACAGCAACAGGAGGAUCUGGCCAUUUCUAUCCAUGGAGGCCACUCAGGUGCUUGAGACUGGACUACUUCAACUUGCUCCUGGCAGGUCUGCCCGGUGUGCCAUCUGACCCUUGUAAUUGAUCCAGAAUGCUGCUGUACAGCUUUUUACUCUCCCCAAAUUCUCCCAUGUCACCCCAUUACCGCGUUCCCUCCACUAGGUGCAUGCACCUGUCCGCAUUAGAUUAAAACACUGAUGCUCAUGUGCAAAGCCAAAAAUAGACCAGGCCCCAACUAGCUGAAGGUACUUAUCACACCCCACUAUGCACCACAUUCCCUUGGAGCAUCUGCAUGGCCUGACUGACCUACUGUCCCACAAGGUAGAAAGAAGACAUGAAUCAAGACUUCUCUGUUCUGGCACCCAGGUAGUAGAAUGAACUUCCCAUGACUGGCUGAACAGUUCGCUGGCUGCUCUUCACCAAGCACUUGAAUGAACAUUUAUUUUUUAUUUAUUUACAAACACUCCCUUAAUGUGUGUAUUUUCCUUUCUUGCUGUAAUAUCUUCCUCCUAACAGGGAUUUAGCUCAACGGUAUUCUUAGACUCUGACCUAUUAAACCAGCACGUUGAUAUGUGUUUUGAUUGAGACUACAAAGCAUUUCUGUAAGUCAAUCUGGCUAAGGCAUUUGCUAAAUGUAAAUGUGAAAAAGAUUCUAGCUAAAUGCUAAAUACCAAAAAAAAAAAACAACAUGGCAUGAUAAUCAUUUUGGUGGGCUCAAGGCAGCCAGUACACCAAUGUAUUUACCAAAUUUCCAUCUCUGGCAUACCUGAAUACACACAAAAAAAAGCUACUGUACAUGUGCCUUUUAUUCUUCUAGCCAUCUUACAAAUACAAUUUUCACAAUGUGACUUAUUUUCCCAUGAUCUGCUUUUUGGUGCCUGUUGUACUGUAAAUUUGUACUCAUGCCAAGACAAAAGCUCUCUGUAUAUGCGUCUCUUUAUACAGACGCUGCCUCUGGGUACGAAUGUGUAUCAGCUCCAGAAUCCAGACAUCCAUAAGUGGAUCAUGCUGCACUACAGUCCCUUUAAAGCAGUGUGGGAUUGGGUCAUCCUGCUGCUAGUGCUCUACACUGCAAUCUUCACCCCCUACUCAGCCGCGUUCCUGCUUAACGAGCUGGCACAGAAACAGCGACGCGUCUGCGGGUACACCUGCAACCCGCUCAACAUUGUGGAUGCCAUUGUGGAUAUUCUGUUCAUGGUGGACAUAGUGAUCAGCUUUCGCACCACAUACGUCAAUCAUAACGAUGAGGUGGUAACACAUCCUAAACUCAUUGCCAUCCACUACAUUAAAGGCUGGUUUCUUAUUGACAUGGUGGCUGCCCUGCCUUUUGACCUGCUCAUCUUUAAAUCUGGGUCAGAUGAGACAACAACCAUUCUGAUUGGUCUCCUGAAGACCGCACGACUGCUCCGAUUGGUUCGCGUGGCCAGGAAGUUAGAUCGGUACUCAGAGUAUGGAGCUGCAGUCCUAUUCUUGCUCAUGUGUACAUUUGUGCUCAUCGCUCAUUGGCUGGCAUGUAUCUGGUAUGCCAUUGGCCAUGUGGAGAGGCCCUACAUGAAAACAGGCUGGUUGGAUAACCUGGCUGAUCAACUGGGGAAGUAUUAUAACGACAGUGACGCCACCUCAGGACCUUCCAUAAAGGAUAUGUAUGUCACUGCACUGUACUUCACCUUCAGCAGCCUGACCAGUGUGGGUUUUGGGAAUGUCUCACCCAACACCAACUCUGAAAAGAUUUUCUCCAUCUGUGUCAUGCUUAUUGGCUCCCUGAUGUAUGCCAGCAUAUUUGGGAAUGUCUCAGCAAUCAUACAGCGUCUUUAUUCUGGAACCACACGUUACCACACGCAGUUGCUGAGGGUCAAAGAGUUCAUCCGUUUCCACCAAAUACCACCAGGUCUGAGGCAGAGGCUGGAAGAGUAUUUCCAGCAUGCUUGGUCCUACACCAACGGCAUUGAUAUGAAUGCAGUUUUGAAAGGAUUUCCUGAAUGCUUACAGGCUGAUAUCUGCCUGCACUUGAACCGCAACCUGCUACAGAACUGCAAGGCCUUCAAAGGGGCCAGUAAAGCCUGCCUGAGAGCCCUGGCUGUGCGUUUAAAAACCACCCACUCUCCACCAGGGGACACUCUCUACCAUCACGGCGAUAUUCUCCAUACACUUUACUUCAUCUCUCAUGGCUCAAUUCAGGUGUCCUGCAAUGAAGUUGUGCUUGCUAUACUAGGCAAGAACAAUAUAUUUGGCGAGCCCAUUAACUUGUACACAGAACCUGGACACUGCAAUGCUGAUGUGAGGACACUCACCUAUUCUGAUCUCCAUCGAAUCCAGAGAGAUGAUCUCUUGGAGGUCCUAGACAUGUACCCAGCCUUUGCUGAAAGCUUCUGGAGAAAUCUGGAGAUCACCUUCAACCUCAGAGAAGUAGAUGAGGUCCUUCACACCCUACACAGUGAAGAUAAUGACUGCCAUUACCAUAUUGAUCACUCAAGACGUCACAAAAACUCACUGGAGAGACGCAACAGACCAGAUGGAAUGGAUCAAGAUGAUUCCUAUUCAGUUCAAACAUGUACUGGCCAGGGUCAUCACUGCUUUGCUGGCCCUCACACUCACUGGGAUGAACUGUGUAGCUGUGUCUCCUCCAGAACUCAGUCUAGUGAGAACAUCAACAAACCACCUCUUUCCCACAGCCAGGUAUACACCCCUGAAGGAGACCCCCAGGAUUACCCUCCAUCUGCCCUACGGGUGAUUCCACCCAACAACAAAUCUGGGAUGGGCAUAGACCCUGGCAUGGACAGAGGAGCUCAUCCUUCUGGAUUGUACCAUUACUGGCCAGAUCGUUGGUCCACUCAAUAUGCAGGCCGCUCUUAUAGAUCCUCUUCCGUCCAAGCCUCAUAUCAUCCACCUCCAUUUGCAGAAGACUGUCCCAGCGAGCUUGAGUCCAGACUAGAGUUACUGCAAAGUCAGCUUAACAGACUGGAGACACGAAUGACUGCAGACAUUAACAUGAUUCUUCAGCUCCUCCAGAGACAGAUUACCCCUGUACCCCCAGCAUACAGCUCUGUCUCACCUGGUAGCCAGUGCCCAGACCCCUCGAUCCUGUAUGGAACUAGCACGCCAGUACUCUACAACCUGUACCCCAUUCAAAUGGAGAGCAGCACUACUAUGAUCCAGAAUGUGACCAGACCCGUUUCGGCGUUCACGACAAAGUCUUUGGAUUCCCAGCUCAGCAGCAUCCAUUUGAUGACGACAGCCAAGAAUGAAGAAAGUACCAGACGGAUUAGCUCAAAGACAUCGCCCGGUGUGACCCCCAUCCUCCAGGCAGCACCCAGCGUGAUGGAUACAACACGGCUUCACACUGCUCUGAGGUUCUCCUCGCUGCCGGGUAAUUUAGAUUCCUUGUUAGCCUUGGCUGAAAUCCAUAAACAUGUAUCUGACCCCGGCUUAACCUUGAACCAGCGACUGCAAAGCUGAGCUUGCACAAGAAUUCUGGGUUUCAAUAAAGCACAGGCAUGUGUUCAGGAUUUUGCUUGCAUUGCUGGAGAAAAACAAAACCAAUUACUGUGAGUUUCAUCAGAAUGUACAAAGACGAGCUAAAGAAGAGUAUACAACGACCAGGGGCAAUCCCAUCAACAGUCACAACCAUUAUGCAUUACAGAAUUUUGCAAUGUAUCCGAGCGUGCAUCUGUGCAGAAAGUGCAACGUUUCCCACCACUGCCACCGUCUUCUCGGGUAACCAGCUAACCGCACGGGAAGAACGUGAGAUCAGUGUAGGAUUGGAACAAAGUGUUGAAUUUACAAGGAUUUCUGAGCAUGUGAAACUGAAGCGCCGAGAAUAAAAACCCAGUAUAUGUCCGAAUCAAAGAAGACAACUCAGUUAACUCGGUCCCUCCAGGAUUUUGCGAUCGCAGAAAAGAAUGCGAAAUCAAGCAAACUUGAUGACGCGAUAUUUGGAGGAGCUUGUGACUUUUCGAAAUUACCGCAGGUUUGAGGCCAAGACGUCACAAUGUGACGCGCGUCAAACUUGAGUACAGCUAUAAAAAAAAAAAAUAAUAAUAAUAAAAAUAAACAAAUAAAUACAUAAAAUAAUAAUAAUAAUAAAAAAAAAAAAUUUUUUUUUUUUUUAAAAAGGUCUCGUUUCGCUGUGAAAGACCGUGCGAAACAAUUUUGUGCGAUUGCAAUUUCGCCAAUUCAAAGUAGUUGCACAAAGGACUCACAAGUUGCAUCGCAAAUUUCUAAGAAAAAAAAUUAAGCAUUUUCGGCCGCAACGAUCAAAAAAUAAAUAAAAUUCAGCAAAAUCCUGUACGGACUGUUCACUAAAUAGCGAACUAGCAUGAAAGUUUAGUAAUGUAGCGUGGUGUAUUACUGAAGUAUUUCUUUGUUGUUAAUUUGUUGUCAUUUUGUCUUUCUUUCUUUUCUUAAUUUUACUAAAUUAACUAAAUUACAUGGCUAGAUAGUUUUGUAAUAUUGUCUGUUGUUAUUGGUCAAAUGUUUUUCUUGUUUUGAAUUGCGUCUUUUUUUAAUAGCUUCAUUUUUCUUUCUUUCCUUUAUUCGCUUUCCUUUCCAUAUUUCAUUCGUCCUUAAUCUUUCUUCCUUUCGCCUUAAAUUCUUUACCACUGUACCCCCCCUUCUUUCAUUCCUUUUUCAGAUUCUUACUCCAUGCCUAAUCGGCAUGCUUUAUUAAUGAAAAGAAAAUAUUGUGUAGUAUAAUAUAAGUGAAGAAAAUGCAUACAGGUUAUGCGUAAUAUACAAAUAUAUUUUCUUUUUUUUCACCCAGUGGAAACAAGUGGAUACAUCUUGAUUAGCUUUUACAAAAAAAACAACAACAACAAAAAUCACAAUGUACAUUUGUUUGUUUGUUUUUUCUUAAUAACUAUAAAAUAAAACACACCACGGUCCGAAUGGAUAAUCCGUAAUACGUUAAAGACGCAACAUAUUCACAAAAGUUGGCAGUUUUCAGACAUCAGAGUGCAACAACUCUAAAAAUACAGUAAAAUACACUAUGUACCAUAAAAAUUAAGAAACAAAAAAAAAUCCUCAAAACAUACAAACAUAUAAAAAGAUACUUUUGUUAAAAUCACAAACGAUACAUUAAUUAAUUUUCACAACUCCUUCAAUGUACUCUGUAUCGAUUUCUUUUUUCCCCCCCUCUUUAGUGUUGCAAAGUUUUGCUCAAGUUCCUUCUACAUAUGUUCUAUAGCUUAAAAUUAUAUUUUUUAAACUACAAAACACGUGGCUCGUGUUCUCGUCAUGAUCUUCGCCGUAGCCUCUCCUUCUGUAUUAUAACGACGUGUUAACGUGAGCAGAUUCGGACUGAAGCCUGAGCUGAAUCAUACGUCCUGGAGAUCGUUUUGGAAAUUGUUGUGUAUGUGUAAGAAAAAUUCGAGCUAAAACAGUGUUUAGCACUGCUGGGUUGGCAGG